This is a messenger RNA of Sphaerodactylus townsendi, 2892 nucleotides long. Its product is annotated as kinesin-like protein KIF16B. The transcript has 16 exons. Bases 1 to 2892 code for a protein of 963 amino acids. The record is from RefSeq and is a predicted model, not a curated record. Lineage: Eukaryota; Metazoa; Chordata; Lepidosauria; Squamata; Sphaerodactylidae.
AUGACAGCGGCCAGGCCGGCUGGCAUUCCAGCCUCCAGAACGCAAAUUACCACCAACUCCUACUCGCUGAAGAAGAAAAGAAAGAUGACACCUACUGCACUCUCCGGCGUGACGGAGCACCUUCGCCGUCGAAAUCGGGGGGGCAGAAACGCCAGAUAUAAAAUAAUGAAACCUGUGCGGGGUGGAACUUUCACAGAGCUGUCCCAAUGCUCCGCCUGGGUCGUAGUGCCUAACUUGCCUUGCUCCCCCUGCCCCCCUCCCCAGCCACUUGAUAGUUGUUCACUGAACUAUAAAUGCUCUGCGUCCAUGGAUUUUAGAGAUGUCCUGAUUUUUGGAAGAGCUGCUGCACUGCCUUCAGAGGCAAGGCAACUCAAGCCAGGUGCCGUCAUAUUACUUGGGAGGACCAAUAUGUUCCGUUUCAAUCAUCCCAAGGAAGCGGCAAAACUGAGGGAGAAAAGAAAGAGCGGGCUGCUUUCGUCCUUCAGUUUAUCCAUGUCGGAUCUUUCGAAGUCUUGUGAGAACCUCUCUGCAGUCAUGUUAUAUAAUCCGGGUCUUUUCCCUGUAAAAGGACCAAUCUGUCUCAGAUUGGAGUUUGAGAGGCAGCAAAGAGAAGAGCUGGAAAAAUUGGAAAGUAAAAGGAAGCUGAUCGAAGAAAUGGAGGAGAGGCAAAAGUCAGACAAAGCCGAGCUGGAAAGGAUGCAGCAAGAGGUGGAGUCCCAGCGCAAGGAAACGGAAAUCGUCCAACUGGAGAUCCGCAAGCAAGAGGAGAACCUCAAGCGGAGAAGCUUCCACAUCGAAAGCCGGCUGAAGGACUUGCUCGCCGAGAAGGAGAAGUUCGAGGAAGAGCGAUUGCGUGAGCAGCAAGAGAUCGAACUUCAGAAGAAGAAGCACCAAGAAGAAGUUUUCGAUCGGGUAAAAGAAGAGUUGCAGCGGCUGCAAGAGCUCGGGCAGAACGAGAAGGCGGAGAAGAUGCAGAUCUUCCGAGAAUUGGAAAAGCUCAAGCAAGAAAAAGAGGAGCAGUAUCUCAAGCUGGAGAUGGAAAAAAAGAGGCUGGAAGAGCAGGAACGAGAACAGGUCAUGCUGGUCGCCCACCUGGAAGAGCAGCUCAGAGACAAGCAAGUCAUGAUCCAAGUCCUUAAACGAGACGACGUGCAGAGGAUUGAAGACGAGAACAAGGACCUCGAAGAAAUCCGAGAGUCCCUCCUGCGAGUCAAAGAAGCUGGACCGGAAGGGGGCGAAGACUGCAAAGAGUUAGAAAAGGUGCAGCAGAAGUUUAUGGAUUUCAAGAAGAAGCAGUUGGAACGGCUCAUCAGUUCAGAGAGAGAGCUGGUUCAGCAGAAAGAUCACCUAGAAAAAGAGGUGGGCGACGAACGCGAACAUUUGGGUCGCGUGAAGCAUGUCCAGCGGACGAACCUUGAGAGACACGACGAAAAGGCCGCCGUUCCGGCCGUAGGUGUCGAAGAAGGCGGCAAAAUAAAAUCGGAAUAUUGGCUGCAGCAGAGAGAGCAGCAGCUCCGGCACUUGACGGACCAUCAUUUACCAGCUUUGCUGGAGGAAAAGCAAAGGGCCUCGGAGGUGCUCGACAGAGGCCCUCAGAGCUUGGACAACACGCUCUACGAAGUCGAGAAAGAAAUGGAGGAGAAAGAAGAACAGCUCGCGCAGUACCGGGCCAACACCAGCCAACUCCAGCAGCUCCAAGAGACCUUCGAAUUCACUGCCAACGUCGCCCGGCAAGAAGAGAAAGUUCGGAAAAAGGAGAAAGAAAUCCUCGAGUCGAGGCAGAAGCAGCAGAAAGAGGCCCUGGAGCAAGCCGUGGCAAAGUUGGAGAGGCGACACUCGGCGCUGCAGCAGAGUUCCACCCUCGAUAUGGAGAUCGAGGAGCAAAAGCAGAAGCUUGCCGUUUUAAAUAGCAGCUGCGGUGAGCAGGCCGGCCUCCAAGCGACCAUAGAGGCGGAACAAAAAGCCUUGGAGCAAGACAGAGAAAGGUUGGACCUGCAAAUACAGCAGCUGAAGCAAAAGAUCUGCGAAGGUGACAGAGCCGAAAAGGAGCGUCUGGGAGGUGGAGAAGAGAAGCCGUCUCGUAGCAGUUCACCUCCUAGCACUACGAAAGCACCAGCCCAUUUUAUCCCGUCGGUCGAUGACAGGAGUCCUAUUGACCUCUGGAAAUGCUGGUGGCACUAUUCCUGCACGGAAAGUGGGGAGGAGCAGAAAAGCCAAAGGAGGCAAAAUGAAUACCACUCUGCUUCGCUUUCCCUGCAAAGGCAGGGGGAAAAUCGUGCUUUGCCUGCUCCUGUAAACCGUGCAGAUUCUCUGAUCUGCGGCACAGUGGCUUCUAUCUCCCCGGGGGACUAUACACAGAAGUUCAAGCGUAUCAAAACAAAACUGUAUCUAGGUGGAAAAUUCACCCAUUGCCCUAUUAACACGAUCAUACAAAAUGCGAUUCUGGAGGGCACCCCGCCCCCUGCUCAAACGGAACCCCAACGUGCCGUCCACAAAGGGCUGGACACGUCCAACCACGUCAGCCUGCCGCUUUAUGAACUGGUCGGCCAUGAUGAGUGCUGCGGGUGGGAGAAUGGCAUUAUGAAUUUUGUCAUUACAAAACCGAUAAGUGGACUUCGAGCAUACAAUACUGACAUUUCACCCUCGCACACAGACUUGCGUAUCCACACAGAAUACGGUCAUUGUCACCCGGAUUUACGGCACUUCCAAGAAAUGACAGAGCUUGACCGCCGCGGACAGACUGCCGAUCCAAUUUACGCUCUCACAGAAAUUCCUAAACAGAAGACCAGGAUGCAUUCUUUUGGGCAUUGGGGCCCUUACCGGAGGGGGCGAGAGAAAUCCCGGGGGCGGGCGGGAGACAGCCUGGCAAACACCGACAUGAUGAGAGCCUGA